AUGUCGCAAAAGGCUGUGGACUGCGAUGCUGUUGUCAUCGGUGCAGGUUUCAGUGGCAUCAGGAGUCUCUGGGAACUGGAUCAACUCGGCCUAACCGUGAAGUGCUUCGACGCAGCAUCAGAUGUUGGAGGCACAUGGUACUGGAAUCGCUAUCCUGGAUCUCGAACCGAUGGCGAGGCAUGGAUCUACAUCUUGAACUUUGCGCCAGAGUUGCUUGAGGAAUGGAAUUUUCACGAACGUUACCCUUCUCAGGAAGAGAUUCAACGGUACCUGGGUCGUGUUGUUGACCGAUACAAUCUGCGCAAAAGCAUUCAAUUUGAUACGCGAGUUGUGGCAGCCUGUUACAGUGAUAGCGAGAACAUCUGGACAAUCACCACCGCAGACGGAUCGUCCACCACCUGUCGCUACUUUCUACCGGCUACUGGGAUUCUGUCAGUUCCAAAGAAUCCGCCUUUCGCCGGACUCAAAUCCUAUAGGGGCGAGUGGUAUCAGGUGUCCAAUUGGCCAGCGCACAAGCUUGAUUUCCAAGGCAAGCGCAUCGCUAUCGUCGGCACGGGCUCGACUGGAAUCCAUCUCAUCCCCAAGCUUGCGCCGGUGGCUAAGGAAUUGACUGUGUUUCAACGCACGCCUAACUACGUGCUCCCGGGGCGGAACUAUGCCAUCGACGAGUAUCAGGCUGUGGACAUCAAAGCGAACCACGAUGCCACCUGGGAAAUUGCAAUGAACAACCCGGCCGGUCAUGCAUUUAAGUCAUCGGGGAGAACGGUCAAGGGAGUGGGAGACCCGGAAAAGAUCAGGCAGAUUUUCGACAGCGGCUGGGAGCGUGGAGGUUUCAAUUUCCAGCUCGAGACCUUUGAUGAUUGUUUCAUGGACCCGGAGUCUAAUGAAGAAAUGUCGGAAUUCGUUCGCCAAAAGAUCCGCGCCAUCGUCCAAGACCCGGUUACUGCAGAGAUCCUGUGUCCCAAAUAUCCCUUCGGCUCCAAGCGCCCGCCUGCUGGCCACCACUACUAUGAGACAUUCAAUCGUCCCAACGUCAAACUGGUGGACAUAAGCCAAGACGAAAUUGACCUUUACGAAAAGGGAAUCCGAGCGAAGUCCGGGGCGGAAUAUGAGUUCGACAUGAUCAUUUUCGCUCUGGGGUUCGAUGCGGGGACCGGCGCGAUGAACGAAAUAGACAUUGUGGGGAGCCAUGGAAUGCCGCUAAAGGAGUAUUGGGCAGAUAAGCUGCGAACGUUCGCUGGAGUCCUGGUCCACGGAUUCCCCAACAUGUUCAUCGUCUGCGGGCCCCACGUACCUGCGGGAAAUCUGCCAACCUUUGUCGAGAUAGCCGGAGCCUGGAUCGGCAAGACUAUCCGCCACAUGGAGGAGAACAAAAUUGCCACCAUCAACGUGACGGAGAAGACUCAGGAUGCCUGGACCGAUCAUGUCAACAAUCUAUGGGGCUCCGUAUUCAUCUCGGAACAUGCCAAGGCAAACCGCUCUUGGUUCGUGGGCACAAACGUACCUGGGAAGCCUGCGAGGAUCAUGUUCUACUUCGGAGGCCCCCAACUGUGGAAUUCUUGGCUCGAGCAAGAGAGUAAUGGAGGGUGGGCAGGCAUGGACUUUAGUCCUCCUGCGUCCACCAACAAAGUGAACCAAGAGAUCUUGGGUCAAAAUGGAUCAGUUAAUGGGCUACCCGUUACAGCUCAAGCGCUCGAGUCGAUUAUUCUGCCCUUGCAAUCCGACAAGGUUGGUAUGUCCCCAGCCGAGAAGUUCAAUCACAUCUCCGCUGCCUCGGCUCGGUACAUCGAUUGGGCGGUCAAGGAGGUCCAGGAGCGUCGACUGGCCGUCAAGCAGGAUUAUCGCGCCCACUGGUGGAAAGUGUUGCGAGAUUUCGUAAACUCGGAGUCCGGGCAGGCUAUCAUCCAGCAGAGUCCAAGUACGAAACAAGAACUAGAGCAGCUUACUUCUAAGCUGGGUGUUGAAGGCGAGGCCAUUGCCCGCAUCGGGCCUGAGAUAGUGAACCUGCUGAUUGGCAAAACCCAUCCCCUGGUCCACAUUCUCAGGGAUGAUCUGCUCUUCCGCAUGUACCUGUCGGAUGAGGGUGCCAGACCAAACCGGUAUGCGGGUGAAUACGCAAAGAUCCUCACCUCUCAGAAGAAGGACUUGAGGAUCUUGGAGAUUGGUGCCGGAACUGGAGGCACGACCUUCCAAGUUCUUCAAGCAUGCAGCCCCGAGGGCGAGAACUUCUGUGCGGAAUAUGUGUACACCGAUAUUUCAGCCGGCUUUUUCAAGACUGGUCAAACUACCUUGAAAAAAUGGCAGCAUCUGCUGAAGUUUCAAACUCUGAACGUGGAAACCGACCCCGUGGCACAGGGUUUUGAGGCGAAUUCCUACGAUCUAGUCAUUGCGGCAAACGUCGUUCACGCAACACGUUCCCUAACCACGUCGCUGGGCAACAUUCACAAGUUGCUGAAGCCAGGUGGUACGCUGGCCCUCGUGGAGCUCACUCGGUUGACCCCUUACUUCAAUAUGGCUUUUGGCUCGCUUUCGGGGUGGUGGGCGGGUGUUGAUGAGGGUAGAAUAGAGAGUCCGCUGCAGUCUCCCGAGCAAUGGGAUGAGCAGCUCCGGAAGGCGGACUUCUCCGGCGUUGAUCUGGCGGCCUAUGAUCUACCAGAGCCUGAAAGGCAUAGUGCUCUGCUAUUGUCGACGGCACUGGCAACUGGUCCAAUCGUUAAUGGACAUUGA
This is a messenger RNA of Scedosporium apiospermum, 2727 nucleotides long. RefSeq names its product Steroid monooxygenase. The coding region runs from base 1 to 2727 and encodes 908 amino acids. The transcript has 2 exons. The record is from RefSeq and is a predicted model, not a curated record. Lineage: Eukaryota; Fungi; Ascomycota; Sordariomycetes; Microascales; Microascaceae. Gene Ontology annotation, molecular function: NADP binding; flavin adenine dinucleotide binding; N,N-dimethylaniline monooxygenase activity.